CGACAGGAUGUGUCAGUGCUUUUAGAACGGACGUUUGAUCAUUCACACAGCCUCUGCGUGAAAUCCACAGCACAAGUUUAGAGAGUCACUUUAGUCAGAACAAUGAGGAUAACUUGUACAUCUUUAGUGCUCCUCAUCCAGAUGCUUCAAUGUUUGGGCUCAAAUGAUUCACCAUUUCAACUUAUUAACAAGGCCACUACUUUCUGUUUGAUUAAAACAAAUAAUUUCUGCAAUGACAUACGCUGGACGACUGGCGACCGACUUCUGGUUGAACAGAAGAAUAAGUGCCUCGGAGUCCAGGGGAAAAGUGUGGGCAGUGAAAUAAGCCUCUACAAUUGUGAUGAAAACAGUGACCUACAAAAGUGGGAAUGCAAAAAUGAAACCGUGCUCGCUCUCAAAGACCAAGAGCUUUACAUUGAGCUCACUGAGGACAACACAGCUGUUCUUUCCAAAACAAUAGGACCGAAUAGCCACCUCACAAUUUCAGGAACAUCCAGUGGCGCUUGCACAAGAACAUACAGAGAACUCUAUACCAUCAGUGGAAAUGCAGCUGGAAUGCCCUGCAUGUUUCCCUUUUUGUACAAAGACAAGUGGUACUCAGACUGCACUACGUUUGACUCCCCAGAAAACUUUCUUUGGUGUGCAGUUGAAACUAAUUAUCAAAGUGAACGCUGGGGCUUCUGCCCAAUUACUACCAAAGAAGACUGGAAUACACACCCACUCACUGGAGCAUAUUAUCAGCUCAACACACAGUCAGCUCUGACUUGGUCCCAAGCUGAAACCAGCUGCAAACAGCAGGGUGCUUCCCUGCUCAGUAUCACUGAUCCUCAUGAGCAGGCUUAUGUCCAAGUACUACUGGGGACAGUGGGCAGUAUGCUUUGGACUGGGCUGAUCCUGGAUCCAGAACAUGGCUGGAAAUGGUCCAAUGGGAGGCCUUACCGUUACAUGAAAUGGGACUCAGGACAUCCACUUCCUAAUCCAGGAUACACCUGUACAGUUGUUAAUGCUGCUGUACAGUUGUCCUGGCAGAGUUCACCUUGCAGCAAGAAGCUGGGCUACAUCUGCUACAGUAAACGGGCUGAGGAAAAUCCUGCACAAGCCUUUGAGACAGGCUUUUGUCCAAGCCCUUGGAUUCCUUACAACCAUCACUGCUUCCACCUUAAUCGUAAUCAGAAAACAUGGUCUGAUGCACAGAGAGAGUGCCGUAACGAAGGGGGGGACCUAGUCAGCAUCCGCAAUGUGGAGGACCAAAGCUUUGUCAUCUCUCAGCUUGGAUAUGCAUCCACAGAUAAGCUUUGGAUUGGACUGAAUGACAUGAAGAUAGAGGGAUUGUUUGACUGGAUUGACCACUCCACUGUCAGCUUCACCAGCUGGGAGUUUGGGAAACCUACUGUGUCCACUGAUACAAAAGACUGUGUUCUGAUCCGAGGAGAGAAUGGGAACUGGGCUAACUGUGUGUGUGAGGAGAAACAUGGCUUCAUUUGUAUGAAGAUGAGUGCUUCAAAACCCACUGGAGAUGAAGUGGAGAAGGACAUAGGGUGCAAAAAUGGAUGGAGGAGACAUGGCUCAUACUGCUACUUCAUAGGGACAGAGACAAAAACUUUUGAUGAAGCCAAAGAUGACUGCAAGAGAUCAGAUUCUUAUUUAGCUGAUGUUUCAACUGGCGUGGACAAUGCCUUCCUUGUCAGCUUGGUGGGGUUGAGACCAGAAAAGUACUUCUGGUUAGGGCUGUCAAACCAGAAAAACAUUGAUGAAUUUGUGUGGACCAACACAGCCUCGGUGAGGUUCACUCACUGGAACGCUGAGAUGCCAGGUCGCCAAAAAGGCUGUGUUGCCAUGAAAACUGGGAUUUUUGCUGGUCUCUGGGAUGUGCUGCCAUGUGCCAAUCAGGAGAAAUAUAUUUGCAAGCAGCUGGCAGAGGGGGCAGUUUUAACCCCUGCCCCACCCACACUUAUCCCUCUGAAGUGUGCAGACACAUGGACUCAAGUAGGAUCAAAAAACGUCUGCUUUAAGCUGUUUUUAAAGUCAUCUUCAGACCUGAGAACCUGGUUCGAGGCCAGAGAUUAUUGCAGGACCAUUGGAGGAGACCUGCUCAGCAUCCACAGUCAGGCUGAGCUUGGAGUACUGCCAAAUCGCUACCAGGGCGUCUGGAUUGGACUUAGUGCCCCUGACCCAGCCACUGGUUAUGUAUGGAGCGAUGGAUCCCCACUGAAUUUCCAACACUGGGAGGAUGGCGAGCCAAACAAUAAAAAUAAUGUAGAAUCCUGUGCUGAAUUCAAAAUGCAUAACAAAGAAAGGAGUGGGUCUUGGAAUGAUGUGCACUGUGAGAGUUACCAUGGAUGGCUGUGCCAGAUCAGUGCAGGAGUGACUCCAAAUCCACCUCCAGAUCGUGUCACCCCUGACUACAAUACAACCUCAGAUGGGUGGCUGGAAUGGAAAGGAAAUCAGUAUAAAUUUGCCAGGAGACCAAUGGCCAUGGAAGAGGCGCGUAAGCUUUGCCAAGAGAUGCAUAGUGACUUGGUAACUAUCAACAGUGAGGCUGAAAGAAUAUUUUUAUGGAAACAGAUAUCCAAAGAACCUUUGUCUUACUGGAUAGGCCUGAAUGUAGACCUUGAUGGAACAUUUGCGUGGAUGGAUGGCUCUCCAGUGGUGUUUCAAAAAUGGGAUGAAAAUCAACCCAAUUUCUCGAACAACGAUGAGAAUUGUGCUGUCAUGUAUUCUUCUAUGGGGUUCUGGCAUGAUUAUAAUUGUGGGUUAGAGUUCUCGCCCAUUUGUAAACGCAGUGACUCACCACCUGCCAAUGCCACUGUAGCACCAACAGUUCAUCCAAGAGGUGGCUGUCUACAAAACUGGAAAAAAAUUAACUCGAAGUGUUACAGCAUCAUUAAUAGCCAAAAUGAGACAUGGGAAGGCGCAAGGACACAAUGCAAAGCAAUGGGAGGAAAUCUAGCCUCGAUUCUCUCCAGACAUACACAAGUGUUUUUGUCGAAUGAAAUGGUCAAGGCACCCACAACAAACCUGUGGAUUGGCUUGCAUAAUAAACAUAGUCAGCAGUUUUGCUGGACAGAUGGGCGACCAAUGCAAUACAACAACUGGCCACCUAAUAUGCAUGGCCUUCUGUACAAUCGUCGGAUGCAUGUCCUUCCGUACAAUCGUCGGCUGCAUGCCCCUUUUUCCAAUAAUGAGAAAGAGUGUGCUGCGAUGAUUACUGAUCCUACCAUUGGCAUUGGGAAAUGGCAACAAAUGUCCUGCAAUGAUACCAAUGGAUAUGUGUGUCUUCGAAAUCUUGACCAAUCUCUCCCAGACUCCCCUGAACCAACAGUGACUACUGCAUAUGUGAAACUAUUUAAUGACUCAAUCAAAGUUGUCACUCAGCCCAUGAACUGGGAUGCAGCCCAGAAGAACUGUCAAAGUGACAGUGCCAACCUGGCUAGCCUGCGAAAUGUGUGGUCACAGACCUAUGUCGAGCUGAUGGCUUUGAAUCUGAACAGUCCUGUGUGGAUUGGACUGAACAAAAAACAGACUGUCGGAUAUUUCACCUAUGUUGAUGGCUGGCAUAUGACCAUUUCCAAUUGGUAUAGAAAGUACCCAAGCACAGACCAAGACUGUGUGUUUGUGGAUGUGGACGGAAAAUGGAAGACUGCCUACUGCAAUCAGACAAUGAACAGUAUUUGUAUGAUGUCUACAGAUGUGCCACCAACAGAAUCAAGUCAUUUCCCAGGAAGAUGCCCUGUUGACCCAGAAAGACCCCAUUACGGAGGCAAACACGGUUACACUUGGCUACCAUUUAAGGGUCAUUGUUACCUCUUUCUCACAGAGAGGCUCAGUUGGUCAGAUGCCUCUGUUAGCUGUGCAAGACAUGGUGGAACUCUUGCCAGCAUUGAAGACCCCACUGAGCAACAAUUUAUUCUAAGGAAUGUGAAAAUAUUUGAAGACAACCACUCUUCAUUCUGGAUGGGCUUGUAUAAAACUCACAAAGGCGUGUGGCAGUGGUUGGAUAAAACAGUCAUGGACUACAUUAACUGGGAUACAGAUCAACCUGGUGACAACACUUACGGAGUGAUUGAAGUGUCAGACGGAAGGUGGAGGACAGGUGAAAAGUGGAAUAGGAGAGAAUAUAUUUGCAAAACCCCCAAAGUAUUAAUACAAGCAACACCCACAUCUGCAAGUUCGAGUCCAGUGGAUACUCAAAGUCGUGGCCACGUAAUUUUGGCAGCUGUGCUGCUCAUUACUGCGAUUGCCAUUGGGAUAUUCAUCGUCCUCUUCCUCUUCAAGAAGUCUGGCCGCCACCUACCUGUCCCUGAAAAGACAACUACCUUUGACAACCCAGUCUUCGUCAGCAAUGAGCAGUCUCAGCAGGAUCUGGUGGACACCAAUAAAGUGGUAACAAUGGAAUAAGAAGAGAACACUGGGUGUGAAUGGCAUUCUUGAUUGAGGGACCAAUAACUUUGUUGUCAAUUUUGAAAAGAUACAUUUCAGUGCAGUUGGCAAUUACUGGCCUUAAUGAGCCAAAAUGAUUAGGCUGCAGGAUGUCUGACAUGACAUACAGAUCUAUGUAGAUUUGAAAUUAUGUUUAAUUGUAUAUUUUAUGACAACUAAGAAUUUACUGAUGUACACGAUAUUGAAUGUUCAGUGUGUUAUUUUAAUCACUGUGCUGUGGAUUUUUGCAUUUGCUACAGAUAGCUCACUUUGCACAAAGCAAAGAAUAUAACUCAACUAACUGAACGUAAUCAAUUUUAUAUUUAGCUUGCAAAGAAAUUUCUUUCUUUCAAUGUGGUUUAAUAUGUUUCAAUAAGUUUGAAUUAAAUACCACAAGAUUAACACAAAGGCUGCAGCAGCAAUAGGUUUAAUAUGCAGGGUAAAAGAUCAAGUGUGUGUUUACCAGUUUCUAAGGCCACUGUAAAAUUGUAUAUACUUAACCUUCAUUUAUGUGCAAAGGAAAUAAAGUCAUUUUUGGGAAACA
This is a messenger RNA of Scophthalmus maximus (turbot), 4963 nucleotides long. RefSeq names its product macrophage mannose receptor 1. Gene Ontology annotation, molecular function: signaling receptor activity. Lineage: Eukaryota; Metazoa; Chordata; Actinopteri; Pleuronectiformes; Scophthalmidae. The transcript has 33 exons. The coding region runs from base 103 to 4398 and encodes 1431 amino acids. The record is from RefSeq and is a predicted model, not a curated record.